AUGAAUUCUCAACUUUCAAAUGAUUAUGCAUACUUAGAAGAACUUCGAAAGGAUGGAAAAUGGAGUGAUAUCAUCGAUUAUGUUCAAAAAUCACAGGAGUUUUUUGUCAAUGGAAAGAAAAUAUUCGAACCUGUCUAUACUUCAUUUGGAAUUGAUGCAGUACAUAUGUUUUUCUCACCAAAUGUUAUAUCUGGUACAGUUUUUGAUGUUUUGAAGUUCAUUGAUACUUGUCAUUUCGUUACGAAACAAGAUAUCGACAAAAUGGAGAUUUCUUUUCUUGAAUUCUGCAUAUUUCAAAGAAACAUGCAAGAUAAUGAAGUUCAUCAUCGACUCAUUUCUUCUUAUUUAUCAGCAUUAGAAACCAUCAUCGAAAAAACAGAAAAUAGAACUGAAAGCAUCUCAAUUGAAAACGAAAAGAACGAAAACAUCAAGAAUAUCAGGCGAAAUCUACUUUCUUUCUUGAAGAACAGUCAAUCUUAUCAUCCUGCCACAUUCUCUCAUAGAGUUCCACCGUAUUUAGUUGAAGAAAGAUUAGUUAUAUUUGCUCGCUCGAAGAAUUAUGAUACUUGUGUUGAAAUAAUGUCGGAAUCAAAAGAUGAAAAAAUUGUUUUCACUUUUUGUGACUAUAUUCUUAACGAAAACGAUGAUAUUUAUACUAAUUUAGCUGUAAAAAUAUCAGGAAAUCCCCAAAAGAACGAAUUAUUCAAGAAAAUACUUAAUACAAGAUAUCAAUACAUAAAUCCUGAUGCUGUUAUAGAUUUAAUACCACCAAAUACUAAACUGGUUGAAUACAAAGAUUUCUUUGAAGGAAUUACAGUGAAAAGAAGAGAAGAAAUUGCAAAAGAAAAAUUAUCUUUGGCAAUAAUGGGUUCAACUCUUGACACAGAAUUAAAGAAUUACGAUAAAUCAAGGACAUCAAAAAUUACUCUAUUUAGUGCUCCAAUUUGUUCAGUUUGUUUCCAACCAAUUGAAUCUGAUUUUGUUUUGAGAAAAGACAAAACGAUUGUGCACAGUACAUGCAACAAAAACGUUGUAUGA
Molecule: messenger RNA, 1038 nt
Organism: Trichomonas vaginalis G3
Lineage: Eukaryota; Parabasalia; Trichomonadida; Trichomonadidae
Product: CNH domain containing family
Exons: 1
Coding region: 1-1038 (345 amino acids)
Biological process (GO): vesicle-mediated transport; endosomal vesicle fusion; autophagy
Cellular component (GO): membrane; cytoplasm
Source: RefSeq, a predicted model, not a curated record